Molecule: messenger RNA, 1473 nt
Organism: Rosa rugosa (rugosa rose)
Lineage: Eukaryota; Viridiplantae; Streptophyta; Magnoliopsida; Rosales; Rosaceae
Product: polyubiquitin
Exons: 2
Coding region: 140-1285 (381 amino acids)
Biological process (GO): modification-dependent protein catabolic process; protein ubiquitination
Cellular component (GO): nucleus; cytoplasm
Molecular function (GO): protein tag activity; ubiquitin protein ligase binding
Source: RefSeq, a predicted model, not a curated record
GGAUAGCUCCAUUAGGUGAGUCGGCAAAUGGUGCUAUAUAAGAAGGCUGCUUCUUCCCCAAACCCUUCAUCAUUCAGAUUUCAGAGGCAAAACAAAUCCAUUCUGUUGAAGCUUUUCAAAUUUCUCUCUCGCUCUCAAGAUGCAGAUCUUUGUGAAAACCCUCACAGGCAAGACUAUUACCCUCGAGGUUGAAAGCUCCGACACUAUCGACAAUGUCAAAGCCAAGAUCCAAGACAAGGAGGGAAUUCCCCCAGACCAGCAGAGGCUGAUCUUUGCUGGCAAGCAGCUUGAGGACGGCCGGACACUUGCUGACUAUAACAUUCAGAAGGAGUCCACUCUCCACUUGGUGCUCAGACUCCGUGGUGGCAUGCAGAUCUUUGUCAAGACUCUCACAGGGAAGACCAUCACCUUGGAGGUCGAGAGCUCUGAUACAAUCGAUAAUGUCAAGGCAAAGAUCCAGGACAAGGAGGGCAUCCCCCCAGAUCAGCAGAGGCUCAUCUUUGCAGGCAAACAGCUAGAGGAUGGCCGCACCCUUGCAGAUUACAAUAUCCAAAAGGAGUCCACCCUUCACCUGGUGCUUCGUCUCCGUGGUGGGAUGCAAAUCUUCGUGAAGACCCUUACUGGGAAGACAAUCACCUUGGAGGUGGAAAGCUCUGAUACAAUUGACAAUGUGAAGGCAAAGAUCCAGGACAAGGAGGGUAUUCCCCCUGAUCAGCAGAGACUCAUCUUUGCAGGUAAACAGUUGGAGGACGGAAGAACUCUUGCAGACUAUAACAUUCAAAAGGAGUCGACCUUGCACUUGGUUCUCCGGCUGCGUGGUGGAAUGCAAAUUUUUGUGAAGACUUUGACAGGGAAAACAAUUACUUUGGAAGUGGAAAGCUCGGACACAAUUGAUAAUGUCAAGGCGAAGAUUCAGGACAAAGAAGGCAUUCCUCCAGACCAGCAGAGGCUCAUCUUUGCAGGAAAGCAGCUUGAAGACGGUAGGACACUGGCAGACUACAACAUCCAGAAGGAGUCGACUCUGCAUUUGGUGCUCCGUCUACGUGGUGGGAUGCAGAUUUUUGUGAAGACCCUCACUGGAAAGACCAUAACCUUGGAGGUAGAGAGUUCUGAUACAAUUGAUAAUGUGAAAGCAAAGAUUCAGGACAAGGAGGGCAUUCCUCCGGACCAGCAGAGGCUCAUAUUUGCUGGUAAGCAGCUUGAAGAUGGGAGGACUCUAGCGGAUUACAACAUUCAGAAGGAAUCGACUCUUCACCUUGUCCUGCGCCUCCGUGGUGGUUUCUGAAUUUCUGAAUGAUCGUGGUGGUGCCAUCCUGUCUGAGUAGUGAGCAGUCUACUGCUUUGAUUCUAGUUUUAUUUGGUUAUGUACUUGAUAUUUGAACUCUUUUAAAAUGGCCAAUGGAUGGCUCAUCUUUACAUCUUAUGACUAUUUUCUCUCCAGUUGAUAAAUAAAAGGCCAAGACAUUUAGUCUA